Messenger RNA from Acanthosepion pharaonis, 705 nucleotides. The record is from the annotation of a GenBank genome assembly. Lineage: Eukaryota; Metazoa; Mollusca; Cephalopoda; Sepiida; Sepiidae.
AUGUCUUCCUCCUUUCAUUGCCUCUUCCUCCUUUCCUUGCCCCUUCCUCCUUUCCUUACCUCUUCCUCCUUUCCUUAUCUCUUCCUCCUUCCUUACUUACCUCUUCCUCCUUUCCUUACCUCUUCCUCCUUUCCUUCACUUCCCCCUUUCCUUACAUCUCUCCUCCUUUCUUUACCUCUUCCUCCUUUCCUUACCACUUCCCCUUUCCUUAUCUCUCUUCCUCCUUUCAUAUCUCUUCCUCCUUUCCUUCACUUCCCCUUUUCCUUAUCUCUUCCUCCUUUCCUAACAUCUUCCACCUUUCCUUACCUCUUCCUCCUUUCCUUAUCUCUUUCUCCCUUCCUUACCUCUUCCUCCUUUCCUUACCUCUUCCUCCUUUCCUUACCACUUCCCCCUUUCCUUAUCUCUUCCUCCUUUACUUAUCUCUUCCUCAUUUCCUUACCACUUCCCCCUUUCCUUAUCUCUUCCUCCUUUCCUAACAUCUUCCUCCUUUCCUUAUGUCUUUCUCCCUUCCUUACAUCUUCCUCCUUUCCUUACGUCUUCCUCCUUUCCUUAACACUACCCCCUUUCCUUAUCUCUUCCUCCUUUCCUUACCUCUUCCUCCUUUCCUUACCACUUCCCCCUUUCCUUAUCUCUUCCUCCUUUCCUAACAUCUUCCACGUUUCCUUACCUCUUCCUCCUUUCCUUAUCUCUUUCUCCCUUCCUUAA